AUGGAUUCCAGGCUAGUGUUAGCCACGGAGGAGCCCGUUAAGAAAGACAGUGUCAAGAAGUACAAGAUCCUUUGUGUGGUUCUUCUUGCUUUGUUGGUGAUUGUGUCGCUUGGAUUAGGUCUGGGACUGGGACUCAGGAAACCUGAAGAGCAAGGCAGCUGCAGGACAAAAUGCUUUGACUCCUCACACAGAGGCCUGGAGGGCUGCCGCUGUGACUCAGGAUGCACAGGCCGAGGAGACUGCUGCUGGGAUUUCGAAGAUACCUGUGUAAAAUCAACUCAGAUAUGGACGUGCAAUUCAUUCCGUUGUGGGGAGAGCAGACUGGAGACAGCCCUCUGUUCUUGUGCAGAUGACUGUCUACAGAGGAAAGACUGCUGCCCUGACUACAAGACUGUAUGCCAAGGAGAAAUCCCAUGGGUGACAGAAGCCUGUGCCUCAUCCCAGCAGCCCCAGUGCCCAGAAGGGUUUGACCUGCCACCAGUUAUCUUGUUCUCCAUGGACGGCUUUAGAGCUGAAUAUUUACAAACAUGGAGUACCCUGUUGCCGAACAUCGACAAACUGAAAACAUGUGGAAUCCAUUCCACAUAUAUGAGAGCAGUGUAUCCCACCAAAACCUUCCCAAAUCAUUACACCAUUGUCACGGGCUUGUAUCCAGAGUCACAUGGCAUCGUUGACAAUAACAUGUAUGAUGUGUACCUCAACAAGAAUUUUUCACUUUCUUCAGUGGAGAAAAGUAAUCCCGCUUGGUGGGGUGGACAGCCGAUUUGGCUAACAGCAAUGUAUCAAGGUUUAAAAGCUGCUUGCUACUACUGGCCGGGAUCAGAUGUGGCUGUCAAUGGCUCCUUCCCUACCAUCUACAGGAAUUACAGCAAUUCUGUCCCAUAUGAAAGGAGGAUUGCUACACUGCUACAAUGGCUGGACCUGCCCAAAGCUGAACGACCCAGUUUUUAUACCAUAUAUGUGGAAGAACCUGAUUCUGCGGGGCAUGCAAGUGGACCAGUCAGUGCUGGAGUAAUUAAAGCCUUGCAGUUAGUUGACAAUGCCUUUGGAAUGUUGAUGGAGGGUCUGAAACAGAGGAAUUUACACAACUGUGUCAAUAUAAUCGUUCUGGCUGAUCACGGAAUGGACCAGACCUCCUGUGACAGAGUGGAAUACAUGACAGACUAUUUUCCUAAAAUAAACUUCUAUAUGUAUCAAGGACCUGCCCCUCGAAUCAGGAGUCGUAAUAUACCUCAGGACUUCUUCACGUUUAAUUCUGAAGAGAUCGUGAGAAACCUCAGUUGUCAAAAACCCGACCAACACUUCAAACCCUACUUGACUCCCGAUUUGCCAAAACGACUGCACUUUGCCAAAAAUGUCAGAAUUGACAAAGCUCAUCUAAUGGUGGAUCGGCAAUGGCUGGCUUUCAGGAGCAAAGGGAGUUCCAGCUGUGGCGGAGGAACACACGGUUACAACAAUGAAUUCAAGAGUAUGGAGGCGAUCUUUAUGGCACAUGGACCCAGCUUUAAAGAGAAGACUGUUAUCGAACCAUUUGAAAAUAUUGAAGUCUAUAAUCUACUGUGUGAUCUUCUGCACAUUCAACCGGCACCAAACAACGGUUCUCAUGGCAGUUUGAAUCAUCUUCUGAAGGCCCCGUUUUACAACCCAUCGCAUGCAGGAGAACUGUCAACGUCUUCUGGCUGUGGUUUCACUACUCCAGUGCCUAAAGACCCACUAAGCUGCUCAUGCCCCAUAGUACAGACGCAAGAAGAACAAGUAAACCAAAUGCUAAAUCUCACUGAAGGAGAGGUUGCAGCAACAGUGAAAGUAAAUUUGCCAUUUGGGAGGCCCAGGGUGAUACAGAAGAACAAAGACCACUGUCUCCUUUACCAGAGGGAGUACAUCAGUGGGUUUGGAAAAGCCAUGAAGAUGCCCAUGUGGAGUUCAUACACUGUCCCGAAGCCGGGAGACACAUCAUCUCUUCCUCCCACAGUUCCAGACUGUCUGCGGGCUGAUGUCAGGGUUGCUCCUUCUGAGAGCCAAAAAUGUUCCUUCUAUUUAGCAGACAAGAAUAUCACCCGUGGCUUCCUCUAUCCUCCUGCAAUCAAAGGAAAUAAUGAGAGUCAAUAUGAUGCUUUAAUUACAAGUAAUUUGGUCCCAAUGUAUGAAGAAUUCAAAAAAAUGUGGGACUACUUCCAUGAGGUUCUCCUCAUAAAAUACGCUGUAGAAAGAAAUGGAGUGAAUGUUGUUAGUGGACCCAUCUUUGAUUAUAAUUAUGAUGGCCAUUUUGAUGCUCCAGAUGAAAUUACACAAUAUGUAGCUGGCACUGACGUUCCUAUCCCAACACACUACUUUGUGGUGCUGACAAGUUGUAAAAACAAAACCCACACACCCGACAGCUGCCCUGGGUGGCUGGAUGUCCUGCCCUUCAUUGUCCCUCAUCGGCCUACUAACAUAGAAAGCUGUCCCGAAAACAAAACUGAAGACGUUUGGAUUGAAGAGAGAUUUCAAGCACAUGCUGCCCGGGUCCGAGAUGUGGAGCUCCUAACUGGCCUUGACUUUUAUCAGGAAAAAGCACAGCCUGUCUCUGAAAUUUUGCAACUGAAGACAUAUUUGCCCACCUUUGAAACUAUUAUUUGAAUGGAUGUAUAAAGCCAUUU
This is a messenger RNA of Arvicanthis niloticus (Nile rat), 2639 nucleotides long. The record is from RefSeq and is a predicted model, not a curated record. NCBI's taxonomy places the organism in Eukaryota, Metazoa, Chordata, Mammalia, Rodentia, Muridae.